AUUUUGGGAGUCCCCUUAGUCAGGGGAAUAGAAGCCACACACGCUGCUCAUUGCUGCUGAGAUGUCAGUCUCUCCGGGACAGUCAGGGGACUGAAGGGAGAGAAACACAGAAAGCGGCAACAUUUCAGGAUCAUGGAGAGCUUGUGCCCCCCAGACAUUGAGAGGGCAUCCACUGUAUCCCUGGGGCUGGAGGACGAAGUCCCCUCCGACUCUGUCCUGGACACGGGGGAAGCAGAGGAGCUGACGCAGAGUUUUAAAGAGAUUGUCCAAGCUGAAGAUGUGAAACCAAGGUUACAGUGCCUUAUGGCCAGCUCAUCCUUCUCUAUGGUGACAGUUCAGUGUGAAGAUAGCGGGAUACACUGGGAGACGAGCUCAAGUCGAUGCUCAACUCCUUGGGCGUCAGAGGCCAGCACCACCUCCGAUGUGUUCAGCUUGGAAAGUUCAGGCUCUGUCCCAGGCAAAGUUAUAUUUAUUAUGGAUGAGGGCAAAUAUACCAGGAAAAAACACCGAUCAUCAUCAUCAUCUGGCUUACCGCGGCAUUCCAAAAGAAACACAGAUCCUUCAAAACUAGGUCCUACAGAGAACAUGGGAGAAGCUUUUAAACAAGCACUCGAAAAAGCUAAAGAUACUGUGAACACAAUAAAAAGUCCCAAUUUAAGAAAUGAUAACCUUGGAUCAAGAAGUUCUUUGAAAAAAAGGGCUAUAGAAAUGCAUCCACUUUUAGAAGACACAAUGGAUUUUGCAUCGACUUCACAGAAUGUUGAUCCAGAUAUCAAAAAGGAUAUUCUUCCGGCUCCUGUGCCAAAAGAAAUCAUAUCAGUGUCACCUACAGAUCCUGAAAACCCUCUUCCAUCAUCUGGUGAAAACCAUUCACCAAUAACAGGUCCUUCAUCUACGAAUUUACCCACCUCAACUGAAAAAGCAGGUGACGUUAUGGCAAAUAACGCUUCUAUCAUAUCCAGAAGAAGUCGUUUGGAAAGAAUGAACCACCCCAUAGUUCCUCGGAAAGCCCUGAACAGUGUUUCAGAGAAUAUAGGUAAUCUCCUUUUCCCCGAAGGAGAAAAUGCAUUAGCAAAUUCUGAAUGUGAACACAACACAGAUGAGGCGCCUGACACACAGUCACAUGUUUUCAGUAUAGUCUCCGACGGUUCAGAAAUAUUAAAUAUUCUUGCCCCGGAACUCAUAUCAUCAGUUGACCUAGAAGCCAGUUAUCAAAUGGAAGAUAAAUUAGAAUAUCUGGAUGAAAACCCUAUGCUAAUACCAAAGCAAGUUUGUGAGACAGUUGAUAUAUUAAAUGAAACUGAAGAGCCAAUGGAAGAGCAGGUGUUAAAAGUUGAUACUAAUCAUAUUGAAAACUUGAAAACUUUAGACCAGGAGACCGUGAAACCAUUAAAUCCAGACAAAAGCACCACAGAAGUUGACUAUUUUGAAAAAUUUACUUUAAUCGACGACAAAGUAGCUGUUGAACCAGACUUUGUGAAAUCAGAUUUGAAACCUGAAGUGGGUCUUGCUAAAGUAAAAACAUGUGGUACUUACAGUGAGAAUGAGAUUGCUGUUGAAGACGACCUUUACUUGUAUGGUCAUUUAGAUGAAUCCUUCUAUGGCGUUCCUAAAGAUAAUGACUUUGAAGAACAAGCAUUUAAUGGCCAGAAUUCUGAUGUCAUUCAAGAAGAUGCAAGAACACAAGAUAUACAGUCACUAAAAAUAUCCCUGUUUAGCGAGGAGGAAGGCACAUUGGAAAAAUCUUUGCUUUUUCCAACAUCUUAUCCAAUAAACCCAGAGCUUCUAGAGGAGCCACCAGCCUUGGCAUUUCAAUAUGAAGACCUAUAUGAACACGCAAAAGGAGCAAAGAAUAAAGAUGAUUAUGACCAAUCUGAUGUUGAAAGUACCACUUCUGUGGCCACGUUUCAUAGCAGAAUUUCUGAUGAUGAUGGAACUGGCAUUUACUUUGAAAAAUAUAACCUUAAAGAUGAGAUACCAGUUAGUGAGGCCAAGACAUAUUGUAAAAUUAAAUAUGAUUUACCCGAGAUUUCAGAUUACCAACAACCGACGAGUAGCGUUACACCUGAAAUAGAUGAUCACAGUCUGGAUAAUGACAAGCCUCUUGGAAGUGAAGAGUUUAAUGAUGUGCAGAUGGAGUCAACUUGUGAAGUGGUGCCUCAAUAUAAUGAACUAUCACAGACAAUUGAGCAGGGGGAUAUUGUAUGUGUGAAUAGUGAAAUAACUGUCACUGAUGCUAGCAAUAUUUUUGAUAUAAGUUCAACUGACCAAGUGCAUAACAAAAAGGAAGAGAUCACGGGAAAAGACAAGACUUUUCUUAUUUCUGAAACCACAGUCAGUCCAGCUGAUAAUAGUUUUGAAAUCCCUAAACCUCAAAAUGAAGAAGAAACACCUGGCGUACAAGUGAAAAAUGAGUUUGAAGCCAUUGUGUGUGAUACAAGCAAAUCAGUACUAGAUACCAGCCAAGAAAAGACAAUACUUGCCAAAGCCUUGGUGAAUGAUGAGUCAAAACAGAUGUUAAAGACAGAUUUGAAAGAACCCAGAGAGGAAAGGUUUGUUGACAAAGAAAUUGCACCAGUUAGUGCACAGAAAUCAAAGGGACUAAGUGAAAUAAAAGGUGAAGCAGAGAAUAACAGGGAAGAAACUAAACUAGCUUUACAAACACCUCUGGGAGUCCUUGAGGAAGAAGAGGAAGACCUUUGUCUACAAAACACUGAGGAAAUUGCUGAAUCUUUGGGCUAUGUCAUGGUUAACCAAGAUGAUCUGCCAACACAGGCAAAAACAGACAGUCAGUUGUUGCAACAGGAAAGUGAAAAGGAAGAUGAUUUAAUUACAGCCUUGGAGCAGGAUGCUCAAAAGGAACUGGAAGAUUUAGGGUUUGAAGUUAUAGAGCAUGAGAAAUCCCCUGCUGAUCUGCCAGAAGAAAUAUUACAAGGGGUUGCAAAGAAGAUUCAGGGUGACACUUAUUGCUACUCUUGCAAAAGUCCCAUGUUAGCCAUUGAUAAAAUAUUUGGCGACCAUAAGGACCAUGAUGUCACAGCCUUAGAUGAUGUUGUCAAUGAGAUGACAAAUAAUUUGGAGGAUCUCCUAGAGAGACUGAAGGAAAGCUCAAUGAAAACGGAGGAUUUUGUCAGCAGAGUGGAAUCGAUGUUUAAUGACGUUGAGAGGAAUCAUACAGAAAGUGAGAAGAUUUUGGGUGAACAGAAUGAGAAGAUGACUGGCAAAGUCACCGCACAACGUACUGCAAAGAAAGAGAACUUUGAGGAGCUGAAGAAGAUGAAAUUGGAGUAUCUAUAUGACCAGAUGGUUAGCUUCCAGCAGAGUGUUGAUUCAGCAAGAGAGAUUUUAGAGAAAGCCGGAAAGGAGAUUGAGGAGCAGGACCUUAUAUUGUUUUUGACUUCACACGAUGAGACCAAUACCAGGCUCCUCUCUGCCACAGAAAGCACAAUGUCACUAGAUAAGAUGCCCAGCGCCUUCUCACUUUUUGAACACCAUGCUGGGAAUUCUUCUGGAGACCAGAAGCAGAGACACGUGCCAGUGCCCCACACCCCUGAUUUAAAGCCGCAAGAGCCCAAUUCCGCUACAGGCACAACCAUUACAAUUUAUUGGACUAUGAACCAGGACGAUGUUAUUGAUUGUUUUCAGGUGUACUGCAUGGAGGAGCCUCAAGGAAUCCAUGAUGAAAAUGCACUGCUUGAGGAAUACAGAGUGACCGUGAAGGAAAGUUUUCUCAUCUUGGAAGACCUUGAGCCGGACAAAUGCUACAGUGUCUGGGUUAUGGCAGUAAAUUACACUGGGUGCAGCUUACCCAGUGACAAGGCUGUAUUCAGAACUGCUCCCUCUACUCCAGUAAUCAAAGCAGAGGAGUGUACAGUGUGCUGGGACACUGCUGUCGUCAGAUGGAGCACAUCACAUCCCGAAUCCACAGAAUCAUUUACCCUAGAGUGGUGCAAACAGUAUCCAUCAGAGGGAGAGGGACUGAGGUCCAUUGCUGGAAUCAAAGACCAGCAGUUAAAAGUAACUUUGCAGCCGAAUGAGAAUUAUUUCUUCUAUGUGAGAGCUGCUAAUGUCGCUGGGACAAGUGAGCAGAGUGAAGCUGCCCUCAUCUCAACCAAAGGCACAAGGUUUCACUUACUGAGAGAUACCGCACACCCAGUAUUGGAGCUCUCUCCAGAAGGAACCAGUAUAAGUAUUUCAGAGCAAAGUGAAAUAACGGGAAUUCCAUUGGUGCUGGGGGAAGUGCUGCCUGCUAGCGGCUGCCAUUACUGGGAAAUGACAGUUGCAGGAUGCAAAGGCUACAGUAUAGGUGCCACCUUUCAACCUUCUCAAGAAGAAUAUGGCUUGGAACAAGACAGUACAACAUGGUGUAUGCAGUGCUGCUCCACCUCUACAAGUUACUCAUAUAAGUUCCUCCACAAGGAAGUCUUCAGUGAAGUCCGCUUGACAGAACCUCCAGAUCGUAUUGGAAUCCUCCUGGAUUACAGAACUGGGAGACUUUCAUUCUACAAUGUCCCAAAACGACAAGUCCUUUACACCUUCAGGAACGGGUUUAAGGAGGCAUCUCACCCAACUUUUGCUCUAGAGACACCUGGGAAUCUCCACUUGCAUACUGGCAUAGAACUUCCAACUUUUGCUACGUAGAGCUAACAAUCUAUGUCAUAUAGGGUGUUCCUUGCCUGUGGAACCCCUCAAUGUGCUGUGUUCAUUUUGAGAAAUCAUUGCUCCAUAUGGAAAUGCUUGAAAUUCUGUGGGGGCAGCUGUGGGGAUGCUGCGAUUAGAUAUGAAUGAAACAAAAAGGAAAUGCUGCAAUAAGAUAUGAAUGAAACAAAAAGGAAAUGUUGCGAUUAUAUAUGAAUGAAA
Messenger RNA from Xenopus laevis (African clawed frog), 4860 nucleotides. It is a transcript of the gene cmya5.S, whose product is annotated as cardiomyopathy-associated protein 5. The transcript is spliced from 14 exons. Lineage: Eukaryota; Metazoa; Chordata; Amphibia; Anura; Pipidae. The record is from RefSeq and is a predicted model, not a curated record. Bases 133 to 4641 code for a protein of 1502 amino acids. Gene Ontology annotation, cellular component: cytoplasm.